AUGUGUGGGCGGGCGCGGUGCACGCUCGCGCCAGCGCAGGUCGCCGCCGCGUCGGGCACGACCGUCGAUGCGUGCGUGGGCAUGGACAAGUACGUUCCACGCAACAACGUGUCGCCGGGCAUGUACACGCCGAUCCAGUACGUGGACCAACGCACGAAGCAAGUGACGGUCCGCGCCAUGAAGUGGGGUCUUAUUCCGUCGUACACGGGCAGCCACGAGAAGCCCAACCACUUUAUGCGCUUCAACGCCCGCUCGGAGGGCAUUACCGAGACGCCCGCGUAUCGCCGCCUUGUCGACACGCGCCGCUGCGUCGUGCAUCUUGACGGGUUUUAUGAGUGGAAGAAGCCCGAGAAGCAGCCGUACUACGUCUACCAUGAUGGCGCAUCGUCCUCGUCCAGUAUGCGGAUGGCCGGCGUCUACGACACGUGGGUCGACGGUGCGAGUGGCGACGUCCUCUACACGUACUCGAUCGUCACGGCCGAAGCCGUCGGGGCCUUUGCGGCCAUUCACACGCGGUUCCCAGUGCUGUUGGCCACACCGGAUGAGGCGAACGCGUGGCUGUCGAGCGACCCGUUCCCCGUCGUGCAGCCAUUGCUGGCCGCUCGACCGCCGACGAGCCUCCUCUGGCACGCGGUGACCAAGCAGAUGGGUGUGCCGACGUUCGACAGCGACGAGUGCAUCCAGAAGCUCCCGACGCCGCCGUCGAUCACAAGCUACUUCAGUAAGAGCCCUGCCAAGUCGCCGAUGCCGCCGCCAACGGUGGCAGCACCCGCCAUCGCCACGCAGAGCACAACCACAGUGACCACCGACAAGAUCACGCAGAUCAGCGCCGAGACUACAACGUUGACGGACGAUGACCAACCGUUCAAGACAUUUACAUCGGCGAGAGAAGCCUUGGCCGUGAUCCCAGACAACCCACCGAGUCCGGUGCCGGCCCCACUCGCCUCGCCAACACCCGCCCCAAGUCUCGUCGGCUACGUCGAGCGGCAAGCCACGCCACCGCCGGCCAAGAAGCUCAAGACGACGACGCCGGCAUCGGGUGGGAUCUUGGCUUUUGUCCGGAAGGACGUCGAGACCAACUGGUACGACGUACCGGCGUUCAAGCAGACGACGUCGCCUUCGCCUCGUCGUAGCAACCCAGCCGCCAAGCCACAUUCAAAGAAGUGGUCAAACCAAGACCGCAUCACGUCUUUCUUUUCGCAGUAA
Molecule: messenger RNA, 1206 nt
Organism: Saprolegnia diclina VS20
Lineage: Eukaryota; Oomycota; Saprolegniomycetes; Saprolegniales; Saprolegniaceae
Exons: 7
Coding region: 1-1206 (401 amino acids)
Biological process (GO): DNA damage response
Molecular function (GO): single-stranded DNA binding
Source: RefSeq, a predicted model, not a curated record